This is a messenger RNA of Dendronephthya gigantea, 1529 nucleotides long. RefSeq lists its product as uncharacterized. Bases 954 to 1397 code for a protein of 147 amino acids. Gene Ontology annotation, biological process: cell-cell adhesion. Gene Ontology annotation, molecular function: polysaccharide binding; oligosaccharide binding; N-acetylgalactosamine binding. The record is from RefSeq and is a predicted model, not a curated record. NCBI's taxonomy places the organism in Eukaryota, Metazoa, Cnidaria, Anthozoa, Malacalcyonacea, Nephtheidae. The transcript is spliced from 5 exons. Gene Ontology annotation, cellular component: phagocytic vesicle; protein complex involved in cell adhesion; cell surface.
UGCAUGUUACCCGUUAAGCAGCCCUGAAGGCUAGUUUCCACCAGGAAAAAUCAGGAAAAAUCUCCUUUGGAUCGGAACGGACAUAAAAAAUUCCUUUCUCGGUGAGUUCUUAGGCGGCGUUUAUACAAAGGGAACUUUCCUGUCCUGUCCGAUCCAAAGGAGAAUUUUCCUGAGUGGAAACUAGCCUUAAGUAAGUACCAUGUCUGCCAGACACACAUGUGCGCUAAAUGUCUUGCACUUUCAUUCAUAUAAAGGAAUUACUACUGACCUGAUUUGAAAGCCGGCUUAAUCCUAUCUUAAAAGCCAGCAUUUGGUCAACCGUUUUUGACCAACUCUAACCUUGUUUUGUUACAGAUAACCCCCCACCCUCUUUCAAUGUCGCAUUUUCUGGUGGAAAAAAUGUCGGUAAACAAAUCCAAGGCAAUGGCUUGUCCGUGGAAGAUGAAUUUCAACAUACAAUAUUGAAAAGGGGGGAAGGCGGGAAUCUCGCCUUUUCAGGCUAAGCGGUCCAAUAAUUAUGUCACAUAUUGCAACUAUAUUAUAUGUAUAUAUAAUUAUGCUGAUAUAUUACUGUCCAGUUCUUUUCACUCUUUUCUCUUAUAUUCGCCUAUUUGAAUAUUCCAUCUGUUUGUUAAUUGUGUAUACAUGAAACCCAUCCUUGUAGCUAAAUAAGUUUAUUGCAUAAGACUGUUGUGAUCAAUACAAGGAAACUACACAUUUUGUGAAGUCCUGCUUAAAAGAUUUGCUGAGCUAAUGAUUGAGAGAUUCAAGUGUUCAUCAAUCCGAUGAUAUUGAUGGCUUUUUCCACGAAAUUAUGCAUACUAACUUUUGAAUUAUUUGUGGGUGGAAGGUAUAAAAGAAUGUGCUUUGGAGUGAAUUUCUAUCAGAUCGAGUUCCCUUCCUGACCUGUGCGCUUCUGCUGAUUUCAAGACGUAAAGAACUUCGAAAUAAAUAUGCAGCUGUUCCUAGUUGGCUUGAUUGCAUUGUUCUCAUUGGCGUGUGGUGACGACUUGGUAUUCAAACGGACUGCCGAGACUGACGAAAAAGUCCGUUUUGAAUCGGCAGGCUUAGUAAGCAAUGACGUCGGGAUCCAAAAACGCGGCUCGCUUUGUAUAGACACCUGUGAAAAUGGAGUCGUUAAAUCAAAGUAUUGUACAGGUUAUGCAAAGUUUUGUUUCGGUAACGGACAGGUUGUUCCUGUCAAAUUCAACAGUCCAUUUAAAGUACCGCCGAAGGUAACGAUUGGUCUUACCCUGGUCGACACGCACAAAGAUUACAAUGUUCGCGUUAAUGUCGUAGUAGAAAGCGUAACAACUGCUGGAUUCAACAUAAGAUUCAAGCCAUGGGAUCUUUCUAUCACCUAUCGACUUAACGUCAACUGGAUGGCCUGUCCUUGAGCAUGAACUGCACCGCCGACGUUGGUUAAUCCACAAAAGAACUUAGUUAACACAUAAUUUAGUAGCAUGUGUAUUUUGUGUUCAUGUCCCGUGUAUUUUCAGUUGUAAUUCUGAACUUUUAUCCUCAAUAAA